AUGCGCGGUCGCCUCGUCCUGGUGCUGGCGGCCAGCCUCCUCAUGGUCCUCGCCCAUGGCAUCGUCGCGCCCGGCGAGGUCGAGAGUAGCAGUAGCAGCAGCAGCAGUGGGGCCGCCACGCCCUCGCCGCAGGUGCACCACGAGCGCGCCGAGCCCGACGACGCCAUGGCGGCGCGGUCCUCGGACAUUGCCGAAAACAUUGCCGAGAUCGACAUUGAGGUCGACCGCGGUCUGUACAACCCGAGCUCCAACUCGAUCGAGGUCCAAGACAGCGAUGGCGGCCAGCGGCAGAACUACGCAUCGAAAGCUCGGGGCUCGGUGAACCUCCUCGUGCCCGAUAAGGACCGGUACAUGCUCAUUCCGUGCUCGGCCGACAAGAAGUGGAUCGUGAUCUCGCUCUCGGAAGACAUCCACGCCGAAGCCAUCGCGAUCGCGAACUAUGAAAAAUUCUCGUCCAUGACCAAGGAGUUCCUCGUGCUCGGCAGUAUCAACUACCCGACCGAUACGUGGGUCGUCCUCGGCCACUUUAACGCAUUGCACAAGAACGGCGAGCAGCUCUUCAAUUUCCAGGAAAAGCACCAUGUUCGGUACCUCAAGCUUCGCCUCAACUCGCAUUACGGCGCCGAGUACUACUGCACGAUGAGCCAAAUCAAGGUCUACGGACGCACGUUCACGCAGGUCAUCUCGCAGCUCGAGCGCAGCAUCCACGAAGAGCCGAUCGCGCCGCCUGCGAUCGAGCCGCCGGCUGUCGAGCAAGCCGUCCCAUCUACAACAACGUCAACAACGACCUCGGACAGUAUGUGCCCCGUGCCCGACGCCGUCGUCCUGCCGUGGGAGCUGGAGGUCUGCGAGCCGUUGCCGAUAUCACUGCCGCCGACCGAGAAGCCGACGAUGGCGCACCAGCUGCCAGUAAACGCGUCGGCAACCAAUGCAACAAGCGCUAGCCAUGCCCAGUCGAGUAAGAACGCACCCGACCACCCUAGCCCGCUCGCAACCACUGUUCUCGACGAAAGCGGCAACCACACCAAGGCGCACGACCAUGGCAAGACGACCAACGGCUCAUCCGCCCCGAGCAGCAAUGGCGUCGCAGGCGAUGAACAAAAGGGCCUUGACAACUUUUACAUCCGCAUGUCCAAGAAGAUCCAAGCCCUUGAAGCCAACCAAAGCAGCCUCGAACGCACCGUGUCCGAGACGCUCAAGCCCGCAGCCGUGGAUGCGCAGGUCAAGCUCGCUCUCCUCAGCGAGCAAAUGACCAAUCUCACCAAAGCCGUGCACGAACUCCGCGUCAUUGUCGACUCGGAGCUCGAGUUUUUGACGUCGUCGAAUGAAAAGUACAUGACGCUGCUCGAAGGCGUGUACCAGGAGAACCUGUCGUUGCGGAACGAAAUGCUGCUCGUUUGGGACGUGAUCACGACGAUGAAGGCGGGGAUUCUUGUCGCAAUCGUGCUCUCGGCCAUCUUUCGGUGCCUCACGGGCUGCCAUCGGCGCGCGGCCCGGCGCGAGUGGCUCCGGCGCAUGGAGUCGGUCGACGAGACGGACGACGAAGUCGACCCGCUCACGCAAGAAAUGGACAAGCGCGUCGACCGAACCCUCCGGUUUGGAAGAAGCCUCGACGAUGGCGCGAUCCAGCGCAACACGCUCUAUCGCCGCGUCCUGCAUGGCUUCCGGCAACACCACGUCAAGAGCCGCCUCCGACUGCGCAAGCCGAGUCUUUGCGGCGCCCCCGUGUCGGCACCAACAACGUCGUCGUUGCUACCGAAACCCUUGUUUUAA
This is a messenger RNA of Saprolegnia parasitica CBS 223.65, 1773 nucleotides long. RefSeq lists its product as hypothetical. The transcript is spliced from 8 exons. Gene Ontology annotation, cellular component: membrane; cytoplasm. The record is from RefSeq and is a predicted model, not a curated record. The coding region runs from base 1 to 1773 and encodes 590 amino acids. Lineage: Eukaryota; Oomycota; Saprolegniomycetes; Saprolegniales; Saprolegniaceae. Gene Ontology annotation, biological process: protein folding in endoplasmic reticulum.